Molecule: messenger RNA, 10225 nt
Organism: Paramuricea clavata
Lineage: Eukaryota; Metazoa; Cnidaria; Anthozoa; Malacalcyonacea; Plexauridae
Source: the annotation of a GenBank genome assembly
CACUACACUCCAAAGUCCAAGCUAAAUCAAAAAAUAUUUCUUGUUACAGGAAAGUGCCAUUCCUUUGGCCAUUGAAGGAAAGGAUAUUUUGGCUAGAGCAAAGACAGGUUCAGGAAAAACUGCCGCGUGAGUCAGUUUUAAAACAUGAUUUAUAACUGUCUUUGUUAAAAUUGGUUGUAACUUAACCUGAAAGAGAUAAAGAAAAUUUUGAUGUAUUGGAAAAUGAUCCUUCUGAAAAUAAGUAGUUACUAAUUACCAGAUGAAAGACCUUCUUCUUCUAAAACUGUCAAUUUGAAAAUGUUCCUCAUUUAUAUUAAUAGUUAUGACCAAAAUAAUGACAUUUUAUUAUAGAGUACUACCUAUAUAGGAUCCCCAACAGAUUAAGGUAGUGUACUUUAUGUAAUUGACAUACAUUACAUCGAUCUGUCAAGUGGAACUUUGCUAUGCUCUUUUCCAUUUAGGUAUGCAAUUCCAAUUAUUCAAAAAAUUCUUCAGGAGAAAAAGGUUUGUAUAUUGUGUAUAUGCUCCAUCAUGUAUAUUGUGUAUAUCCUGCACAUGUGGUUCAGACUUCCCCUGGGGUGCACCCCUAACAUUUCUCAUACUAGAUGUAGUAUAUCAAAUUGAGAUUCCACUGGAGUUAGUAUCAUUAUAGAUAUGGACUCAAGGCAAAUUAUUUCUGAAAUGUACUGUAGGUACAUAGGUAAAUGUGUGUUUCUCUUUCCAGGAAAACCAAAAUGAAGCAUCAGUGAGAGGAAGUAAUUUUAGUUCCAACCAAAGAAUUAUCUCAACAAGCAUGCAAGAAUAUGAAGGUACUAAAUAAGUUAUGUGUCUGAUCUUGAUAAAGUCCUCAAUUUACUUUUAUACGGCAGUCAAUAAGAUACAAAUCAGCACAUAAUAUUUGGACCAGCUGGUAUGUAGAUUAGUCAGUCUAAUAUUCACAAUUCUGGGGCUGGAUUGGCAAUAACAUUUGUGCUUUGGUUAAAAUUUAACCUGCUGUUUUAGUUUAUGUAUUCCUGCACAUCUGUUUAUUUCAAAACAUCAGAGAAGAAAAUUUGCUUUUCCCCUUGACAAGUAUAAUUGUCUGGCAUUAGACAGUGAGAAUAAAAUAACAAAGUAGGGUCAAAUGUUGGGCUUCAAUGCAGUGAAAGGCUUAAAAAGGGUUAAAUUGUCAAGAACAAUUUCAAUUUUUGAAAAUUAUAGGAUCUUACAUCAUAUUGUUCUCGGAGUGUGCGUGUUGUUGAUGUUGCUCAAGCAACGCUUGAUGUCGUCAGGUACAGUUUCACAUUCAGUCACACCUACCUAUUUCCAGUGAAUAUUUUAAGAAUAAGAAAACAAAAUUGCUCAUUUUGAGUGACAAAAACAAGGACAUGUUUGCUAGAGAGUGGAUUCAAAUAUUAUAAAUUUGAACUAAUGUGUUUUGAACAGGCCAGUUCUAUUGGAGAAACCAGACGUUGUCAUUGGUACUCCAAGUCGUGUUCUGGGCCAUCUUCAGGCAAAGGUUGGUCACAAAUGUAAAAUUUGUUAAUAAUUGACUACAUGUACAGUACAGUAAUUGAGGAUAAUGUAUGCAAAAUUUGGAAAGUCAAAAAAAUUGAAAAAUGUGUUAAAUUUAGGUGAUUUUAUUACAAUCUUCCUUAAAUAAUAAGAUAAUAAGGCAUGUUCGGUUGCAUGCUUGUCAGAUCUUGGAAUCCUAGGUAACGGCGCUGCCUGAAAGUGCCUGAAGCUUAAAUGCAAUCCUUCGUAACUCCCUUUUCAAAUGCCAGAACUCCGUUUUCAAAAGCCAGAACUUCCUUUUCUAAGCCAAAACUCCCUUUUCAAAUGCCAAAACUCCGUUUUCAAAAUGCCAAAACUCCAUUUUCAAAUGCCAGAACUCCGUUUUCACAAGCCAGAACUCCGUUUUCAAAUGCCAAAACUCCCUUUUCAAACGCCAAAACUCCCUUUUCAAAAUGCCAAAACUCCAUUUUCAAAUGCCAGAACUAUACCUUUUCAAAAGCCAGAACUCCGUUUUCAAAUGCCAGAACUCCAUUUUCAAAUGCCAAAACAUCCUUUUCAAAUGCCAGAAGUCCCUUUUCAAAAGCCAAAAUUCCCUUUUCAAAAGCCAAAACUUCCUUUUCAAAUGCCAAAACUCCCUUUUCAAAUGCCAAAACUCCGUUUUCAAAUGCCAGAACUCCAUUUUCAAAUGCCAAAACAUCCUUUUCAAAUGCCAGAACUCCCUUUUCAAAAGCCAAAAUUCCCUUUUCAAAAGCCAAAACUCCCUUUUCAAAUGCCAAAACUCCCUUUUCAAAUGCCAAAACUCCCUUUUCAAAUGCCAGAACUCCGUUUUCAAAUGCAAGAACUACCAUUUCAAAAGCCAGAACUCCGUUUUCAAAAGCCAGAACUCAAGAUACAUUAAAACAGAUCAGUUUAUGAUUGCUUUGUUAUUAUAGAAUCUUGAUUUAAAGAAAUCAUUAAGCAUGUUAGUAGUUGACGAAGCUGACUUGGUGUUUUCUUAUGGUUAUGAAUAUGACUUAAAAAUGUUGUUGAGGUGAAAGUUUAUUUCUUUUAUAAUUCCAUUUGUCUUGUGACGGAUGUGAAUGAGUGGAUUAGUUAUAAAUGUUCAGAUGAGGGUACAAUAUACAUACUUAGGACGUUAUAUGUUAUAUCUUGUCUACUCAUUCACAUGCAUCAGAAGAAGAAAAUCGCAGACUAGAAGUUGCAGAAAAUAUUGGCUUUGCUAUUCAGUCUACAAUUUUCUUUACCUUUGUCCAGGCGUCCUGGGACGCCCCUAGAACAAAAAAUGGACGCCGUUGGGCGCCCAAAGUCUGGGGAAAAAGGGAAAUUAUUUUCAAUUAUUUCCCUAAGUAUAUUAAUAUAUCUGAAACGAAAUAGCUUCAAUUCUCAUUAUUAUUAUGAUACAUUUGACAUUUUGAUCAAUUUGUACCUGGCUGAAUGAAAAUGUCGUAGUUAAGUAAAGAAGCAUAGCGGCACAAACUCACAAAGCCAAGUGUGUUUGAAAAAUUUCGAACGAGCUUGGAACAGAUACUGACAUGAAGUAAACGUAAACUUCAAACGUUUUUCUUGACACCCCCCCCCCCUUCACUGUAGAUGUAUCGUGGUACCAAAAUUGGACGACCUCUUUUAGGAACCUGGCUAAAAGCCUGCUUCUACAUGUAUAUAAAAUAAUUCUUUCAUUUUGUAGCCACCUCCCAAAAAUUUAUCAAGCAUUUUUAAUGUCAGCAACAUUAACAGAGGUGAGAAGAUGCAUGUCAGUGUGUUGGUGCUUCCUAGAGUUUAUAGAUUAGCAACUGUUUCUUGACAAACUUUCCUGAUGGGAUUUUUUACUUGUUAACAAUGAGUUCUCUGUCUGCAUCCAUACACUAGGUGAAGUAAGAUGCAAGUUUGACAGUUUGUUUUCCGUUAAACUUCACAGUCAAGACAAAAAUUUUUGUCAGUGUGUUUGUGCUUCCUAGAGUCUAUAGAUUAGCAACUGUUUCUUGACAAACUUUCUUAGUAGGAUUGUUUACUGUUAUGAGUUCUCUGUCUGCAUCCAUACACUAGGUGAAGUAAGAUGCAAGUUUGACGGUUUGUUUUCCGUUAAACUUCACAGUCAAGACAAAAAAAUUUUCAUUCUUAUCUCAGAAUACAUGCUUCCGUAAAGUACGUUACAUUUGCUAUAGAGCCUCGUUUUGUGAUUGAGACGUUAGCGUACACGAAAACGAGGCUCUAUAGCCAAAGUGGCAUACUUCCCGGAACGGUGUAUUACUAUGAAAAUAUUUUUCAUAUAUAUUUUUUUUCAUGUUUUAUUAGGAAGUAAAAGAACUCAAGAAGCUCGUAUUGCAAAAUCCUGUACGUUAUGUAGUAUAUAUAUAUGGGAUAUAUUCAAUGGUUAUAUUCUACUUUUUUUUUCAAUGAUUGAUUUAACUUAUUGAAAAUUGCAAUUAUUCAUGAUUAGGUAACCUUGAAAUUGGAUAGUUCAGAACUGCCACAAGAAGAUAGCCUAAAACAAUAUUUAAUAAAGUGAGAUUGGUUAAUUGUAUUUGAAGAUAUUGCUGUUUAAGUCUAUGAAAUGUUAAUGUGGAUUGUGGAAUUAAAUUAUAAGUAUAUUUUUUAUCUUUAGGUGCGAAGCGGAUGAUAAAUUUUUACUUAUUUAUACUCUAUUAAAGUUGAAGUAAGUCUCAUGCGUUAUCUCUUGUACUAACUUAUAGGUCUCAUUCAUCUGUAAUAUCCACAUUCUAUCCUUUUCUUCAGGCUUGUGCUUGGUAAGACGUUGAUAUUCGUCAAUGGUAUUGAUCGAUGUUACAGGUACUGUAUCUUCGAAGUGUUCAAUUGCUUCUUUGCUGUACUAAGCAGUGAGCUUACUACUGUAUACCUAACACAUACCCAUCUGAUUGGGCACUGAUAAAACUGAUAAUCUCGCAUGCGAGAUUAUAUUUAUGAUAAUUUCACAUGUGAAAAUUAUCGCUUUUCAAUUAUCGCUUUUCUGUAGCAAUUAUCGCUUUUCAAAGACUGUCCUUUAUAUAAUGAACAAAAAAAAUACAUGGGUGCUUGGAAAUACUAGAUUUAUUUCUUGUGUUGAACAUGAUAUCUCACUGACUCGUAAGCUGCGCUCACUCUUGAGAUAUCAUGUUCAACACUCGAAAUAAAUCUGGUAUUUCCGCGCACCCAUGUAUUAUUCUCUAUAUAUUAAACGUAUCUGAUUGGUCCCUUACUACUAGCGGUAGUGAAAAUCAAAUCUGAACCUCUCUAUUAGUUUCGUGAUGAAGGAUCGUCUCUUGAAAUCUCUAAGGGUUUUUGAUAAUUUUUGAAUACAAUUAUCUUUUUCAGGUUCACAGACACAAACCCCACGGCAGAUCGUAGUUAAUGUUGUUGAGCUUUUGUUUUAGAUUGAAACUCUUCCUGGAGCAAUUUUCAAUCAAGUCUUGCGUUUUAAAUUCGGAAUUACCACAUAAUUCAAGGUGAGCUUUUGAUUUUAAAUUGUGUAAUCUUUAUAAUGUAGGAGUAUACAAGCCUAAAUGAUUUCAUUGUUUAUUUUAUUCAUAUAAUAUCUUUCAUGUUAGAUGCCACAUUGUGGAGGAAUUUAACAAGGGGAUUUAUGAUUACAUCAUUGCGACGGAUGAAAAUCUUGAGACAUCAAAAUCUUCAAACCGUAUCCUUAGUAGCCUUGAAAUACUUAUAAUGAGCCCGAAAACAAUGAUGCUCUGAGUAGUGAGUAGCUGUUUAGUUUUCACUAUUUGUACAUAAACUUACUUAUAUACUUUCAAUUUUUAAAUCUGUAUUUUUCAAGUUUCUUUAACGGUACAUUAGCUUCUCAUAAAAAUGCAAGUAAUACAAAAGACAAAGAAUACGGUGUUUCCCGUGGUAUAGACUUUCAAGGUAGGCUUCAUAUAUAUCAAAACGUCGAUAAUAAUGAGUUCUUAAUGAAUGCGUUCUUUAAGUACUUUAAAAUGUGCUUUGUAGCUAUAUUGUGGAUUACAAAACGAGACGUUCACUGUGGCCUUCCUGUCGAAGACCUAAGUCAACUGUCAUUCCGAAAGCUUUUCAGAAUAUUUUUUCAGAUCAGUGAACGUCUCUACUCGUGAUUAUGUUUCUGUCCGACCGUGCUUCAUCAAUUUUGCAUCUAAUUUAGAUGUUGAAAAUGUCCUAAAUUUCGACUUUCCAAAGACUGUUGAAAGCUACGUUCACAGAGUUGGCAGGUAGGUUGAAGUGAAGAAAUUUUCGGAUGUGGUAAUUUUUUAUUGUAAAUUUAGUGUAAAGAAAAAGAGAUUAGGUCUUUUAUUCAUGCAACACGUCUAACUACCGUGAAUCCUAGUAACCCCCAGGAGGGGCCUUAUUGGAGGGAGAGGGGACUUGUAGAGAGAAGAGUUUAUUGAUUUAGCUGAAAAGUAGGAAUUAAGAAACUUAUUUAAUCCAGUCAGGGGGGCUUAAUAAAUUUCUCCUGAAAGGGGGUUAUUAUAGAGUCUUAUUUAAGAGAAAGUUAACAAGUUAUCUGCAAUUGGUUUCCAGGACUGCUCGUGGUUACAACACUGGUAAUGCACUUUCUCUGGUGACGUCAUCCGAUGAUAAAACGAUUACUGCCGUCGAGGAACGAUUAUCUCCGAACCCAGGUGAAGUAGCUAGAGUUAUCGUUAUGACGUAAUCUGACCAAAAUAUAUUCUUGACAACCUUUCAUCCACUAUACUGUGGCCGUCGAUAGCUUCUGUACAAUACUAGUAAAAAUAACUAUAUAAUUUUUGUGUUUUUCUGUUCGGUAUAUUUUAGCGUCGACAGAUGAUAAAAUUUUUAAGCCGUUCAAAUUCAGAAUGGAAGAGAUUGAAGGAUUUCGUUAUCGUGCCCAGGAUGCUUUGCGAGCUGUGACGAAAGCAUCGGGUAAGAUUCGUGGACAAAUAUAAAAUGUAAGGUCCUGACUGCAUGGAAACACCUGGCAAACUGUCUCGUGACCAGGCUCUUUGGUUUAGGAGGUAGCCCCACACCCAUCAUUGUCACUACAUUUGAAGUUGACCGUCAUGUAUAUAGCACCUCACCUAUAUAAAGCUUUCUGAACCCUCCUAAGUUAAGUUGAAAUCGUUGUUUUACUGUACUUUCAGUCCGGGAAGCAAGAUUAAAAGAAAUUAAGUCGGAAAUUUUAAAUUCCGAAAAGUUAAAGGUAAAACAUUGCCAUAAUCCGUAACAUAGGCGAGUUGUUACCAUUAUAGACGUACCUUCCUUAAAACAUUUUUUACUGGUUUUACUAAUACGUGGUUUUGUAUCAUAUGUAUCAUUUCAUUCUUACAGGCUUUCUUUGAAGACAAUCCACGAGAUUUGCAACUACUGAGGCACGAUAAAGAUCUGCAUCCAGCAAAAAUUCAACCACAUUUAAAACACGUUCCAGAUUAUUUAGGUAAGGUCCGACAAAUCGUAAUGUGUCGACGUCUAUAUACAGGGUUCGUAGCAGUCUUUGAAAUCCUUGAAAGUCUGUAAAUUUGAAUGCAGGUCUUUAAGGUCUUUUAACAGUCUUUGAAUUGUGUAAAAAAGCGAAGAAAGUCUUUAAAUUCUUUAGUGAGUAUUUGAUUAUACGAUUUCCUACUGUAGCUAAUAAAAUAGAUUGAUUGAAGCAAGAUUUUCGCAAAUAUCGACGAAAAAGUGCAUUUUAGGAUGUGAUUUGAGGGGACUAAUUACCUUGUAAAAAUGGUGCUUAUACACUCGCAAUUUUUCGACAGCUGAUUGCUCUCAAAGGUCUUUGAAAAGUCUUUGAAAAUAGGCAGAAAAAAUCUUUGAAAAUCUUUGAAUUUUUUUGGUCUUGGAGACUACGAACCCUGUAUAUACCUAUAAACUGUUACACCCUGGAACAGUUGCCAUCUUAUACAUCGGUUGUAUACUGUUAAGCACUGCAUGGAUCGACAUUCAAACCUAUAUAUAAGAAGGGCUCAUGGAUAAAAAUGAAUUACCUUAAUUUUAUGCUGUCCAUAGUUAGUUUGAGAGAAUAAAGUAUACAUUACUCUUUUGUCUCGUUAAAUGAAUCGUUUCCACAUUUAGUUCCUGAAACGCUGAAACCAACGCUAAACAAAACACAACAUCGGAAAAGAAGUUACGUGCCUUUCCACAAACACUCACGAAAUAACAAUAAUCACAAGGUAACCAUCGCUAACUUCAAUCAUGAGUGGGAAACGACCAAAAUCACUCGUGGGAAACAACUGAUGUUUCUGAAUUUGUUGGGAAAGUUUUUUCUUCUUUGCCACGAUGUUUGGAAGAUCCGGUAACCGGUUAUAAGCAAUCAAGAGAAUAUUGAAAUUCCAGAUGUUGCCUCAACAACGUUUCCUACUUUGCCCAGGUCUUUAUGCUUGUAUGCAUGCAUGGAAUCAACCUUGUUCCCAGUGUCUCACCUCGACCCACGUGGCAAUGACGUGGCAUGAUAUGCCGACAGAAAACAGCAAGGAAACGGGGCUUCGUGCUAAAUUGUAUUAUUAUUUAUUUAAAAAAUUAUUUUAAAAAAUUCCUGGUUUCUGAUUGGCUAACAGCCAACAGUGAAAUUGUCAUAUCAACUCAAUGGCUAACCAAAUACGGAUUUUUCACAUUCAUAUUAGCAAAAUGACGUCAAAGAGUCAAUAUGAAAAAAAAUUGGACGCGUUUGCGCCAUAUUACUAUGACGACGAGAAUCAUAUUGACUCGCUGACGCCAUUGAUAUGAUGCAACGACGGCUGCCGAAGGACUGAGGAAUUGUUUUUUUCUUAAUACAAAUAAAAUACAAAUGUUUGUUUUGAAUUUUUUAAAUAAAUAAUAAAACAAUUAUUAAAUUCGGUUUUCGCACAAUAUGAAGAAUUAUCAAGCCCUCUGUUUGCCGUUAUCAACCUCAGCCUUCGGCUUCGGUUGAUAACGGCAAACUUCGUUGAUAACGGCAAACUGACCGGAAAAUUUAGAUAACAUUAGAAUGAGGUCCAUUUUCGCUAGAUAUUUGAGAAACAUAGACCAGAUCUUUCCAUUGAUACAGAGAAAAGAAUUCGAGUCUGACCGGUCAGGCCAUUAAAUGGAAAGCGCGCCCUUGCUGUUCUUGCUCUUGACAAUUACAGCGUACUUUGGAAAUGGUCUGUUGAAUUUAUAACUGUUUAAUGGUGUUUUGGUGUCCUUGGUGUUAUAGAGAGGUACAGAUUAGCACUACCGCUAUUACCUCUCUCUGGCUUAGUACGCAUGUGAUUGGUUAAUCCGAAAUAUCAAACGCAUCUGAUUGGUUAAUGAUCCCUUUAUGUUAGCCGUAGUGGAAGUCCUCUCUUAUGUAGGUUAGAGUGCGAUCAUUUUAUCUUCUCAUUUACAGAAACAAAAGUUAGAUCCAUUACGAACCUUUAAAGCUACUCAGAAACCUCACGAAAAUAAGGUAAAUCGUAAAGUUUCCCCCCUUAAUAAAAGAUUAUACUGUAUGACAAUACAAGGUGACUUACUAGUUGAUUUACUCGUUUGUAGAUAUUAAACAAACAAUAAACAAAAAUAUAGAAGAUAUAAAAGUGUAUAAGUUUGCCCUUUUACAAUGCCUUUUAGUAUAGUAUAACAUUUUACGUAUUCUUUUGUUUAGAAACGACGAAAAAAUAAACGCUAAUGGAGUUAAUAUCAAGCAACAAAUUCAGAGUGAAUACGCGAAUUCCAAGUGAAAGACUCGAAGUUGACAAUUGUGUGCUUUGUUGGGCUUCAUUAAACGUUCCAGCGCACCAUAUGUUGGUCAGUUUCAGUUUAUUGUGAAGCGUCACUGGGCAGCAGACGGUGGGCCAACCGAUCACGUUCGCACGUGUGCUGUACGGGUCAGAGACCGGGACUGGGGUUGAAGAUGGCGGAAGUGUGUACAAGUAUGAUGGCUAUAUUUAAUAAAAUCGUGCAGUUUGAGUACAUUAUACCAGGUUCUUUCCCUUGAGGGAAUAACCUUGGAGUAAGGUUGACGGUAGCAGCCUCGGAAAUAUUGACACAUUACAGUCGUGCCAAUAGAAGCGUUCCGAAAAAUGUUGACCAAUUCAUUUCCUAACUUGAAGGAACACCUCUGAACAAUUCCUCAACAAUUUGAUAAGUUCCUUAAAAAGUUCCUAACUUCCUGUUUCAUUGACCAAUCAAAUUUUAUUUUUGAGCAAUCUGAUUGGUCAAUGAAACAGGAAGUUAGGAACUUUUUAAGGAACUUAUCAAAUUGUUGAGGAAUUGUUCAGAGGUGUUCCUUCAAGUUAGGAAAUGAAUUGGUCAACAUUUUUCGGAACGCUUCUAUUGGCACGACUGUAAACACUUAUCAAUAUAUGAAACAAUGUAUUAAAAAUGUCUUUAAUAAUAUAUUAUUUAGUUAACCUAAUAGCCACGGUUCUGAGUAUGCGUUGGGUCUCGUUCUAUAAACUGUGGUUAUUUACAUAAUGCUAACGUGUCCGACAAGCCUUGGAAGAGUACACAUAAAAACACGUAACACGUAAAAAACACACAUGCCUGCAUCAGACUUGUAGCAAUGCUGUUCCAACAACUUGUCAACAGGAUGUGUUCGCACUGCUUGUUCCCAGCUUGUUGACAAGUUGUCAACAGCUUGAUGACAACUUGCUACAAGGUUGUUGAACUCGACAGACUUGUUACAAACGUCCUGUAAUUCAACAAUUUGUCAACAAGUUGUGAGUGACAACCUUGUAGCAACUUGAUAAAAUAACAGCAUUGUUACAACUUCGGUUCACAAGUUUGCUACAAGCCUGUUGAGAACACAUCUUGUUGACAAGUUGUGAGAUUCAGUUUUACGUGUGUACCAGUUGUAUAUAUAUAUGUG